CAGCCAAAAAUUGACCCGAAAUAAAUCCGCCCAAAUCUGUGCUUAAUGGACUUAAUCAUCGAUGAAGAAUAGCCUCGGGCCAAAUCUGUGAUCUGCAGCCUAAAAAAUCCAAAGAAAAUGGCCUUUCGACGUCCACAAAAUUACGAAAAUGUCAUCCGAAAAUUAAUUAGCCCAAAUCAAUGCUUAAUGGACUUAUCAUCCGUGGAGAAUAGGAUCAAUAGACUUUAUUAUCGAUGGAGAAUAGCCUCGCCCUAAUUCUGGGAUCUGUAGCCUCCAGAAUCGAAAGAAAAUGGCAUUUCAGAACAAUCGCCCAAAUCUGUGAUGGUACACCUUUGCAAUCUGCAAAAAAUUGACACGGAAUAAAUUAUCCCAAAUCGGUGCUUAAUGGACUUAAUCAUCAUUGAAGAAUAGUCUCAGGCUGAAUCCGUGAUCUGUAGACUUCAAAAUCCAAAGAAAAUGGUCUUUCGUCGACCACAAAAUUACGAAAAUGUCAUCCGAAAAUAAAUUGGCCGAAAUCGGUGUUAAAUGGACUUAUCGUUCGUGAAGAAUAGUAUCAAUAGACUUAUUUAUCGGUAGAGAAUAGCUUCGGCCAGAUCCCAUGAUUUGAAGGCUCAAGAAUCGAAAGAAAAAUGGCAUUUCGGAAAAUCGCUCCAAGAUGGUACCCUUUUGGAAUUUGCCAAAAAUUGACCCGGAAUAAAUCCGCUCCUGACUCGUAGAAGCCCUAAGCUUUACCCACACAUUCAACAUCAACAGCAAUUCGAUCUUACAGCCAUUCUUCAACUCCGGCAGAAGCCGCCUGCCGUCCUCGCCGUUGGCCGGGGAAAGAAGUCUUGCUGCCGGGAAAACCAGCGAUUCGCGUUCCAAAACUAAAACCAAUUAUUCUUUAUUUAAAUUCAAGGCUUUCAUUAAAUUGAAGGCUCACAGGAAGAAAUAAUCCGCCGCCGGUUUGGGAGGGGGUAGACGUACGUACGGAUAAACUGGGCUUUCGUUUGACAAAAGCGCAGAACACUUCUUCUCUAUUUAACAGAAUAGAAGGCCCAUAAGUUUGAUAAACCGAUGGCGUUUCGUGGGGGAGGGCAGGCCUACGGCUGGCGAAAACGGGAAACCCGAACAAAAUAGCGAAACGGGUAUCAGAAACGGGCGAAACGGACCAGAAAGGAUUCUUCAUUAAUUUAAUCGAAGGCCCACAGGAACGAAAACCCCAGCAGCGUUUGGAUCGGGAGGUAGGCGGACGGCCUGGUAAAUCUGGGCUCUCGUUAGACAAAGGGUCCGAAUACCUUUUUCUCUACUUAUCCGAAGGCCCAAAGAACUAAAAGUGGCCUGCCGUUUCGUAAGCAAGGUAGGGGUAGGCCGGCGAAAACAGGAAAGCCCUGCAGAUCGGAGAAACGGGCACCAGAAUCGAUCGAAACGCGAAACGUUUCUAGUCCUCAAAACCAAAAUAGAAACGCGAUAAUUUGACGAGAAAUUGAAAUUGACGAGAUAUCACGAUAAAUCGAUUUAUCGUGAUAUUUAUGCGAUAUAUUGACUUUUGUGCGAUAUAUUGACCUGGUAUGAGAGAAUCGAAGCCUUCCACCUCCUCCACCAGACCACUCCUUACGUCGCCUUCGGGUUCAUGGCCGCAAACGAAGCCAUCUCACAGGCAGCUCAGGGAAAAGAAUUCCUCCACAUCAUUGACCUCGGCAUGUUCCAUACCCUUCAAUGGCCUUCGCUCCUCAGAACCCUCGCUUCCAGAGCAGAAGGACCUCCGAAGAAAAUCAAAAUCACUGGAUUAACCAACAAUCCGGGGAAUCGGAAAUCAAUCAUGGAAUUGGAUUCCAGGAUGAAAUCCUUAACUAUUGAGGCACAAUCCCUCGGAAUCCCCGAAUUCGAAUUCAACAUAAUAUCCGACUCUGUCUCCCCUGCCCUCUUCACUCCAGAAAAGAUUGGUUUAGAAACAGGGGAAGCUCUGUUCGUCAACAGCGUCAUGAAUCUCCACAAGUUCUUUAAAGAAAGCAGAGGCUCACUCAAAGCAAUCCUUCAGGCUAUCAAGAAACUGGGUCCCGCUUUGCUUACCGUCGUCGAGCAAGACGCGAACCACAAGUCCACAAUGGGCCCUUCUUUCUGGAGAGGUUCCUGGACUCUCUGCAUUACUACUCUGCCAUUUUCGAUUCCCUGGAGGCGAGUUUGCAGCGGAACAGCGUGCAGAGGGUGAGGAUGGAGAAGUACCAUUUCGCGGAAGAGAUUAAGAACAUUGUGGCCUAUGAGGGUUCGGAUCGCGUCGAUAGGCACGAGCGGGCGGAUCAGUGGCGAAGGCAGCUGGGGAGAGCUGGGUUCCAGGCGGCAGGGUUGAAGUGUAUGAGUCAAGCGAGGAUGAUGCUCUCGGUUUACGGGUGCGAUGGGUAUACUCUGGCGAGCGAGAAAGGUUUCUUGCUUUUGGGUUGGAAAGGUAGGCCGAUUAUGCUGGCUUCAGCUUGGCAAGUUCAUCCUCAUAGUGCUUCUUCAGCUGGUUCUUCCUUUGUUCGGGUCUCUGUCAUGUCGAAAAACUGAAAAUUCUUUCUUUCUUCGUAUGUUAGGAUGAUUUAUUGUAUGGGUAAUGCAAUAAGAUCGAACUUGCCCUUGUUUUCAGGACUCUGUUUUUAUGUUCUGACUUCUGAGCAUUGUCGAAAGUUUACAAAUGGAUGUAUGAAUGAUAAACUGAAUUGCUAUUCGUCGCCUUAAUAUUUAAAUUUUAUCGCCCUAAAACACAUUAAGUUGACACAUUUAUUUUUAGCCCUAAUUUCUAACUGAACACUAAACAAACAAUCUCUAAAUCUCAUGAUCUCACUCCAAACCCGACCCCCGCCCCUACAUCUGGGCAGAAAAAUUGGACACUCACCCCUACAACAUAGACGAAGUAGCUGUAGCUCUGGCGCCGAGCGAGCUCUAGUGCCUCAGCUCCGCCAUGACCCGCUUCGGACUGAAAGACGCCAACUCUUUGCUUCAGCUCCGCCAUGAACCACCUAACUUUCUGCUGCUACUACUUCCCCUGUCGUCCGCCGGAGAGACAAGAAGAAGAAGAAUCGGGAAAUUAAGGGAAUUUUCCCCGGCCGUCGUCUCUUUGCUUCCUUCCAGAUUUCUGUUUCAGUUCUCUCUCGCUGAGUCUGGGAUCAAAGUCCUUGUGAAGUUCUUGUGUGUUAACCCAACCCAGCUAGACAGAUCGAGUUGUCGCAGAAUAAAUGAAAUAAGGGCCAAUUCCAUGAUUAUGGAUACAGUGAUUCAUAAAAAAUUAUGGAUAUAGUGAGGUGAUUUGGUCAUUUCUUAUUGUCGCAGACUCGCAGAAGAACAAUUGUAAUCAGUAUAUGGUACUAGUUUUGAUUUUGGAUUUAUCCGUAGAAUUGAUUUGUUAGUUCAUCAUUUGGUUAUGGGUUUAUGCGUUUAAAAUACAAAUAAAUGAAUUGAGGGCAUUAGAGUAAAAUUAAUUAAGUUAGGGCGACGAAUAAGGAUUUUUAGGGCGAUGAAUAGCAAUCCCCAUGAUAAAUACCUGGUUAAUUGCAUGAUUGGUCACUGAGAUUACAAAAAACGUUCAAGUUUGAU
Molecule: messenger RNA, 3552 nt
Organism: Linum trigynum
Lineage: Eukaryota; Viridiplantae; Streptophyta; Magnoliopsida; Malpighiales; Linaceae
Source: the annotation of a GenBank genome assembly